AUGGCUUCAAGUAGCAGUUCAUCUGGUUAUUCUGGUUUGUCUCAUCCUUUAGUGCCUCAGUUCAGUGGAGAAGAUUAUGAUCACUGGAGUAUCAUGAUGAAGACUUUAUUUCGCUGCAAUAGUUUAUGGGAAGUGGUUGAAAAAGGUUUCUCUGAAGAAGAAGCAAAGGUAGAAGGAAAUAGACAGAAGGAUGCUCAUGCCUUAUUUCUUAUUCAGCAGGGUGUACAACGUUCCUUGUUUUCUAGAAUUGCAGCUGCCAACACUGCAAAGGAAGCAUGGGAUGCUCUUAAAAUCCAAUUUCAAGGAAGUCCAAAGAUCAUGGCGUUGAGAAUCCAAGCUUUGAGGCAAUCCUUCGAGAAUUUACACAAAAAAGAGAAUGAAGGAAUUCAGGCAUAUAUUGCUAGAGUUACUGAUUUGGUUAAUCAGAUGAAAGGGUUAGGAGAUCAAAUAUCUGAAUCUCUUGUUGUUGGGAAAGUUCUUAGAAGCCUGGGUCCCAAAUACAAUUUCAUAGUUGCAGCAAUUGGUGAAGCUAAGGAUCUUACAAAAUUAACUAUGGAUGAGUUAGCUGGCUCACUUCAAGCUCAUGAAAAUUUGUUGUUAAGUCAAGAUGAUGUGUCUGUUGAGAAGGUUCUUGUAAGUAACUCAGAAGACAAAACUCUCAUCAUGAAGGGAGAAUCAACUAGCAGUGAGGAUUGGCAUUUCAAUCGUGGGAGAGGCAGGAGCUUCUCAAGAGGAAGGGGAAGGAAUUAUGGCAGAAGCAGAGGCAGAUUUAGUAAUGAUGUUACCACAGAGAGUAAUCAAAGAAGUAAUUCUGCAGAUCAAAGUGACAGGAAUAUAGGAGAAAGCUCAAGCUCUAGUGGUGGUAAGAAUACUGAUGCAGAAUUUGGAGGUCUCUUCAUGGUGCAUACUGAAAUUCGUUCACCACAUCCUUCAAUUUGGUUGCUUGAUAGUGGCUGUUCCAGUCAUAUGACAGGAAGGAAGGAAUUAUUUUUCAAAUUAGAUGAGAAUCAAAGGCAUGUGGUCAAACUGGGAGAUAAUAAAGAAAUGCAGGUGGCUGGGAAAGGAUCUGUUGCAGUGACUACUCAGAUUGGUGAAACAAAAUUGAUACAUAAUGUCCAAUAUGUGCCCAAUUUAGCUCAUAACCUACUUAGUGUAGGUCAAUUAAUUGCUAAUGGUUAUCAGUUGAUAUUUGAAAAGAGGAGGUGCAGAAUUAUUGACGAAAAGGCUGGUAUUCAAUUGAUGGUUGUGAAUCAGAACAAAAAUAAUUUAUUUCCAAUUGAAUUUUCACAAAUUGGGCAAACAAAUGCUGCUAUAUCAGACAGUGGAAAUUCUCAAUUAUGGCAUGAUAGAUAUGGUCAUCUGAAUUUCGAAAGUCUACAAGUGCUGCAUCAUAAACAAAUGGUUAUUGGACUGCCUGAGGUGAAACAGUUCAGCUGUUGUGAAUCUUGUAUUUUUGGCAAGUUAUCAAGACAACCAUUUUAUUCUGGAAAGUCUUGGAGAGCCAAAGAAAGGUUACAAUUGGUGCAUUCUGAUCUAUGUGGCCCCAUGCAAGUAGAUUCACUUGGAGGAUCCAGGGAUGUCAGGUUUGAUGAACAGAAACAUUGGGAGUGGGAAUCAGAAAAUUCAUCUUCUCACAGAAUUAUCUCAUCAAGUGUACCAAUUGUUGGUAACAGUUCUGGCAAUAACUUAGCAGAUGGCAGUAGAGUUAUAGAUACUACAAGGGAAUCAGAUUCAACAAGCAACAGUGAUACAGAAGUGCAAAGUGCAUCAAGUAAUGAUCAAAGUGAAGACAGUCCACCAGCAAAAAUUAGAACACUCAGAGAAAUUUAUGAGAAUUGUUCUUUUGUUUUAAAUGUUUCUGAUCCAGUAACUUAUGAAGAAGCUCAGAGAAUUCCAGAAUGGAGAGAGGCAAUGAAUGCUGAAUUAUCUUCUAUUAAUAGAAACCAUACUUGGGAAUUAAUUUCUCCACCACCAGGAAAGAAAAUAAUAGGGGUAAAAUGGAUCUUCAAAAGAAAAUACAAAGCAAAUGGUGAAGUCGACAAAUGCAAAGCUAGAUUGGUUGCUAAAGGUUACACACAAGAAUAUGGUGUUGACUAUGAAGAAAUAUUUGCUCCUGUGGCAAGAAUGGAUACUAUCAGACUUCUAAUUGCUCUGGCAGCUCACAAGAAUUGGGCAAUUUUCCAAUUGGACAUAAAAUCUGCAUUCUUGAAUGGGGAAAUUGAAGAAGAAGUUUAUGUUGAACAACCUAAGGGAUAUGUAAUUCAGGGAAAAGAACAAAUGGUUUAUAAAUUGCACAAAGCUCUCUAUGGAUUAAAACAAGCUCCAAGAGCCUGGUAUGGAAAAUUUGAUGCAUAUUUACAGCAACAAGGGUUCAAGAGAAGCAUGACAGAACAUACUUUAUAUACGAAGGUUGGAGAAAAGGAAGAAAUGAUCAUAGUUUGCAUAUAUGUUGAUGAUGUGAUUUAUAUGAGUCCUUCUCUUGAAAUGAUGAAUAGAUUCAAAGAUGAUAUGAAGAGAAAUUUUGAAAUGACUGAUUUGGGUUUACUCUCUUAUUUCUUGGGCUUGGAGAUUAAACAAGACACAUUAGGAAUUCAUGUGUCACAGAAGAAGUAUAUAGAAGAUCUGCUUAAAAGCUUUAAUAUGUUCAACUGUAAGCCAUCUUCCACACCUUUGUGUACCAAUGCAAAAUUGAAUCUAUUUGAUGAAGCAGAACCAGCAGAUAUCACUGCAUACAGAAAGCUGAUUGGAAAAUUAAUUUAUGUGACUCAAUCUAGACCUGACAUAGCUUUUUCAGUUAAUUUGCUUUCUAGGUUUAUGCAUCAACCUACAAGAAAUCAAUAUGGAGCUGCAAAGCAAAUUCUUAGAUAUUUAGCAGGAUCUAUGGAUUUUGGAAUUUACUAUGAAAGAGGAAAUGAAUGCAAAUUAAUGUGCUACUCUGACAGUGAUUGGGGUGGAAAUCUGGUUGAUAGGAAAAGCACAACAGGGGCUGCAUUCACAUUUGGAUCAGGUAUUGUUUCUUGGAUAUCAAAAAAACAAGAAAUAGUUACAUUGUCUUCAACUGAAGCAGAAUAUGUUGCUUUAUGUGGAGCAUGUUGUCAAAGCUUAUGGCUCAAAAGAAUUUUAUCAGACUGUGGAGAAAUUUUUGAUGAUCCAAUCCCAAUAUGGUGUGAUAACAGAUCCUGUAUUGCAAUUGCAAAAAAUCCGGUGCUUCACGGGAGAACAAAACACAUUGAUGUGAAAUAUCAUUUCAUUCGUGAACUUGUGACAGAGAAUUCAAUUCAAUUAUUGUUUUGUAAUACUGAAGAACAGUUAGCUGACAUAUUUACAAAAUGUGUUGAUGCUAAGAAGCUUUACAAGUUCAGAGAUCUUCUGGGUAUAUGUAGUCUUCAAUCAAGGGGAAGAAAUGUUGGAGUGACUGAAGACAUCAAGGAUACUGAAAUUCAGAAUGAACUGAAGAAGCUGAAGAAGUGAAAUAGUUGGUUUAUGGAGGGAACUGUGGAAUUGAAAUGGAAAGCUAGGAUUUAAUCAUCAAGGUUUGGGUGUCUAAGUUCGAGGCAAUAGUUUAUCUUGUUUGUAUCUGGUUAAUUGAGUCCUUGUUUGUGUGUUUAGUCAAAGGAGGCCAUGUGGGUUG
Dioscorea cayenensis subsp. rotundata (Guinea yam) is the source of this 3631-nucleotide messenger RNA. RefSeq lists its product as uncharacterized. The transcript is spliced from 3 exons. The record is from RefSeq and is a predicted model, not a curated record. Bases 1 to 3471 code for a protein of 1156 amino acids. NCBI's taxonomy places the organism in Eukaryota, Viridiplantae, Streptophyta, Magnoliopsida, Dioscoreales, Dioscoreaceae.